AUGGCCGAUCUAAAAAUCGAACUUGAUCAUGAUAUAAUAUAUACUACUGGUGACAUUGUCUCAGGGACGGUGAACCUCACUGUCGACGAAAAGGUGGAUCUCUCCUCCAUUGACAUCACUUUCUUGGGCCAGUCGAGAUCCAGAAAUAAAGUCCAUUCUGGGCAGGGUUACGUCACCAAGUUGGAAAAACAUAUCUUAUUGAAAGAAGUGGCAACAUUGUUUCCUCCUCCAGAUAUCCAGGUCGUUUCAUCCUCAGGGUCAUAUACAUUGACGGAGGGUUCAUACUCUUAUCCUUUUGCAUUCACUUUUCCAGGAAAAGACCACAAUCCUGAUUGUAAGGAAGAAAAGAAGUUCUUGCAUUCCCGUGGGUAUACGAGGAAAGAGCCUACCGAUGAAGUGGCUUUGGCUCCCACGUACUAUCACAGGUCGUCCUUCGACAAUUACUGCCGUGUCGACUAUUCAGUUAUAGCGACAGUAAGAAAUCCAUCAAUGUUUAAGUUCAAUACAAAAGCAUCUGAAGAUAUGAAGUUUUACCCUAACAAUAAUGACAUGACGUUUUCGGUGAACCACAUCAUUAACAAGAAGGUUCACCCUUACCACGAUGAUUGCUCCAAAGAGCUUAAAUAUACACCCGAGGGAACAAUGAAGGUGGAGGGCUUUUUCAAGAAAUUGUUUUCAUCAGAUGGUAUCCAAUUACCAAUGGAUUUGGCUGUCCAGUAUAUGGGGCCACAACUCAAAACUUCUUUGGGCGAUACUCAACGUGUGUUACGAAGUAACGCAAAGCUUUCGAAUUUUGUCCUGCUAUCAUUGCAAACGCCAAUCUCUGGAGGAGCUUUAAGAGAGCUAGCAGGUGACGAUAACAACGAAAAGGGCGAGCACAAUUCUGACUCGUUCAAGCUUCGCAUAUCAAGCAUCAAGAUCAAACUUGUACUGAGAAUACGGUACUUUGCUGUGAAGCAUUCUCGCAGGACACACAAGUAUACGCUUUUAGAUAAGCCACUUGAUAAUGAGAUUAGCUUCACUGAUUUCGAACCGGUACCGGUAAACGAUGCGAAGCAAAGUCUGGGAAAGGGAGAGCUAUACAAGCUUGAUCUUGAUCCAGCAUGGUGGGAUUGCGAUAUUCAGGAUGUGGGUCAGUCUUUUAUCACCUGUAAUAUAAAGAGGGAUUUUGAGCUUCAAGUGGCUCUUGGAGUGGCAUCUUCUGAAGAUAUUUCCAAUGAAGUGUACUUCAAAAUGAUGUGUCCAAUUGUCUUGCAGAAACGAGACAAACUGGAGCUGGACGAAGAAGAUAUCAAGCCUCCGGGCUACGGAAAUCCCCCUCCAGAAUACGGAGACGAGAAAAAUAGUGAACCAAUGGAAUGGGGCGUCUAG
This is a messenger RNA of Candidozyma haemuli, 1371 nucleotides long. RefSeq lists its product as uncharacterized. Gene Ontology annotation, biological process: ubiquitin-dependent endocytosis. Gene Ontology annotation, cellular component: plasma membrane; cytosol; cytoplasm. Gene Ontology annotation, molecular function: protein-macromolecule adaptor activity; ubiquitin protein ligase binding. NCBI's taxonomy places the organism in Eukaryota, Fungi, Ascomycota, Pichiomycetes, Serinales, Metschnikowiaceae. The transcript has a single exon. The record is from RefSeq and is a predicted model, not a curated record. The coding region runs from base 1 to 1371 and encodes 456 amino acids.